AUUCCGAUUUUUCUUCAAAAAAAAAGCAGAGUCAAUUUCCAUUUUCGAGUUUGCCUGCAUCAUCAUGCUCCAGGUUGCGUGUACCUACGCGCUGAAAAUUUUCUGCUUGGGGACCACCUUCAUCGCAGCCGUGAUCGGAACGAAUGCCCAUGUCAACUGUGCGCAACACAAAUUGUGGGAAAAUUGCAAGGACAUUGAUCCAUCGCUAUGUCUCAAACCUCAGUUCUGGAUGGAAAUCGUCUUCAUCGCGUUCUCCUGGUUGGUCAUUGUUGGCUCCAUUCUCAACAUUUUGUGGGCAUGCUUGUGCACCCCGGAUGGAAAACAGGAUUCCGGGUGCCAAUCCCUCGCCGGAAUUUUGACCUUGAUCAGUGGUGCAUUGAUCAUCGCGGCGGCCGUGCAAAUUGACAACGCUCAUCAUACGGACAAGUUGCCAGAAGCUUUUAAAACUGAAGUGAGAAAAGCGGAUUUGUAUAUUGACAAGAUCGCAGCUGGGGCGCUCUCCUUGUUGGCCAGCGUUCUGUACUUCAGCUCUGCCGGGACCCUUUGCAUGUAGAACGAGACGAUCAAGAUUUAAAAUAUGUAAAUAGGCAUCAUAUAUAUAUACUUAAUUCAUCAUAAUUCGAUAUUUUUAUUCAUAAUUUGCGAAAGUGUGAAAAUAUAUGUACUGAUU
Messenger RNA from Folsomia candida, 670 nucleotides. RefSeq lists its product as uncharacterized. The record is from RefSeq and is a predicted model, not a curated record. Lineage: Eukaryota; Metazoa; Arthropoda; Collembola; Entomobryomorpha; Isotomidae. Bases 65 to 553 code for a protein of 162 amino acids. The transcript is spliced from 4 exons.